AUGCCAGAAGUAGUUUAUGUUGAGUCUAGUUCGGAUGACGAAUCUUAUGUUGAAUCUAGUUCAGAAGAAAGACCAAAUGAAAAAGUGAUUGUAUCAAAUCGAGAAACCAAAAAAAUCAAAGAUUCGAAUCAAUUAAUCGUCACAAGAUUCGUAGAUAAGGAAAAGAAAACGAAUGAAGAGAUCGAAGCGUUAAAGAAAUGUAACGAUUAUUGGAAAGAGAUUGCGCACACCCGAUUAAAGAAUAUAGAAACGAUGAAUGUAGCAUUAGAUUCACAAUCCAAAAGGAUCUAUGAAUUAGAAAGAUCAAUUUCCGAUACAAAAGCUGAAGAACUUCGAGCAAAGAAAGCAAGAUAUGAUAGUUGUAAACCUCAUGACCUCGAUUCAACGAAAAGAAUGUCAAAUCAAUAUGGAAUCGUGGUUCAUAGUAUUCCUACUAAGAUGAACUUGAAUUCAUCUGAUGAAAUCAAAUCAUUUCAAAUCGAAAACUUUGGAUUCUUAAACUCAUUAACCUCAAUCCAAUGGAUCAAUCCAAGAAACCUAGUUGGCAAACUCAACUCAUCAAUCGUGAUUUAUUUAAGUGAUUUGAACGAGUUUGAAAUCCUCUUAAAGAAAAGUUAUGUUUUAUUUGAUAAACAAGUUAAACAAGUUAAAAAGUUUGUGUCGAAUUUUCAUACUGCUACUGGUCCGGGUGGGCUUGGAAAAGUGGUAUGUUUUAAGUGUGAAGGGGUGGGUCAUUUUGCUAGAGAUUGUAUUUCUACUGCAAAGAUUGGAUUUCAAAGAGAAAGUGAAGAAAGUGAAACGGGUCAAGUAGAAUAUGUUGAACGGUUUUUGAAAUCGAUUAUUGAUUGA
Molecule: messenger RNA, 849 nt
Organism: Melampsora larici-populina 98AG31
Lineage: Eukaryota; Fungi; Basidiomycota; Pucciniomycetes; Pucciniales; Melampsoraceae
Exons: 2
Coding region: 1-849 (282 amino acids)
Molecular function (GO): zinc ion binding; nucleic acid binding
Source: RefSeq, a predicted model, not a curated record